UCCAAUUUCAAGUUUGCUUGUAAAUCUACCGGUAAGGAAUGCAUCCACCCUAUUGUUGUCACCUACCAUUCGACAUUCUUUGCCAUGAAGCCAAUAUCGUACCGGCCACCAAACAAAUGUCGUGUGCAGGUCAAUAUGUAUUGGCCUCAGCGGCACCAAGAGUGAAUAGAGAAGGAAGAGCUUAGAAGAUGGUGGCGGAGAGAGUGCAAGGGCUGGCUCUGGCUGGUCUCGACAAGCUGCCCCCCCAAUUCAUCAGGCCCCUGAGCGAAAGGCCGGAAAAUAGCAAGGUCCUGACGGGACUCCAUGUCCCCACGGUGUCAUUUUCUCCGGAUUGCAAGCAAGCAGCCAAAGGCCAGCGAGGAAUGGGGCAUCUUCCAAUUAACAGAUCAUGGUAUUUCACCAGAGCUUUUCCGUCGUCUGAAGGAGGCUGGUGAAGGAUUCUUCAGUCUCCCCCAAGAGUACAAAGAGCAAUAUGCCAAUGACUUUGCUGGCGGCGUCUUCGAAGGGUAUGGUACCAAGCUUGCAAAGAAUCCAGUCCAGAAACUGGAGUGGAUCGACUAUUUCUUCCAUUUCAUGUGGCCAACAUCGAGAGUCAAUUACGACAAAUGGCCCAAAAGCCCCCCGAAUUACCGGGAAGUCAGAGGAGUACGGGGAAGAAAUGAAAAGGGUUGCGGAGGGGGUUAUGGAGGCUCUGUCGGUGGGGUUGGGACUGGAAGCAGGGGCUUUGAAAGAAGCAUUGGGUGGUGAGGUGAUGUCCUUGGAGGUUAAGAUAAACCUGUACCCCCCAUGCCCACAACCCGAGCUGGCCUUGGGAGUGGAGGCCCACACUGAUAUAAGCGCCCUCACAAUCCACCUCCCCAACCACGUACCUGGCCUUCAAGUCAUCAAAGAUGGGUCCUGGGUCUCUGUGGACAAUGUUCCUGAUGCCCUUGUUCUGCACGUGGGAGACCAGAUUGAGGUAAACUCCAGGACCUAUCCAUGCGCUUGUCCUUUUAUUUUUU
Amborella trichopoda is the source of this 1001-nucleotide messenger RNA. NCBI's taxonomy places the organism in Eukaryota, Viridiplantae, Streptophyta, Magnoliopsida, Amborellales, Amborellaceae. The record is from RefSeq and is a predicted model, not a curated record.